This is a messenger RNA of Chenopodium quinoa (quinoa), 1721 nucleotides long. RefSeq names its product polycomb group protein Pc-like. The coding region runs from base 961 to 1404 and encodes 147 amino acids. The record is from RefSeq and is a predicted model, not a curated record. The transcript has 3 exons. Lineage: Eukaryota; Viridiplantae; Streptophyta; Magnoliopsida; Caryophyllales; Amaranthaceae.
UGUAAGAUCUAAUUGGGUUUUGGAGUUUGUGGUUCCAAAGAGAGUAUAAAAAAAUAUUAUUUUAUUAAUGAUCCCAUUUCAUAUUUAGUUACGUGUCAAGUAUUUUGGGACGGACGAAAUGGGAACUGUGUCAAGUAUUGUGGGACGGAGGGAGUAAUUUUUUUCAUUACAUAGUUAAUUUUUUCAGUACGUAAUUAAAGAUAUAUAGCGAUAAAAAACCGCACAUAAAACGAUGAUAUGAUCUGAACUUAUUAUUUCUGAAAUAAGUAAAAAUAAGUUGAGCUAAAAAAGACCUAAAUCAACCUUAUACACCAAGAAUGCUUGAAAGAUUCGAGAAAAUACAAGUUUAUAUCCUCUAUUAACAAAAAUUGUUAUUACCAGGGAUAAUGUUGUAAAUUCACAGCCAUAUCCCCCUUUUUCUCUCCUCUAUCUACACUAUUGCACCACCGUAGACCGUCGUCGUCACCAUAUAACGACCAUAAGCACCACUCGCGCAACCACUGCACAACCACUAGCACCACCGCCCGACCACUACACGAUCAUUAACACCAUCGCGCGACCACCGCAUGACCUUUAGAGCCACCCAUCGCACCACAUCACGACUGUUAGCACCAUCGCACAUCUAUUAACACCAUUUCACAAGCAAUUCCUUUUCCUAAGGGGUUAAUAUGAGCCCACUUUACUUGCUUUGCAACUAGGGUGUCUUUUGUUUGGCCGGUCAAUUUAUAGUCGUCAAGAUGGUCUUUCGCCGGCAUAGCCAUAGAAGGGGAGGAGAGAGAAGGAAAUAUUGUUGGUGGUGGAGGAAGAAGACUCUAUUGUACUUAUAUUUGGAAGAAAAAUCGGUGAUAUUAACAUAGUUUGUUAAUAUAUGAUAUAAACCGGGUAUGGCUUGAAAGACUACAGUACAAGUGAGGUAGUUAAUGUUCAUGAACUCACCAUAAACAUUCAACAAACACUAAAAUGGACCGACCACAUCACUGCUCUCUCCACCACCACCACCACCACCAUCACUUCAUAAUAAUCAAGCCUUGUUCUCUCUCCUCCCCUCAUCCCCACCAUCAUCAUCACCACCACCAUGUUCUGCCCCAAUGCAACUUAAUUCUACAAAACCCCAAUUCAAAAAUUUGCCCUAAUUUAAUCAACCCACCUCCCCAAAUCCCUCAAUCUGCACUUCCUCUUCCUUCCCAGACCAAUCCCAAUCUUGGGUUUUCUGGGUUUGAACCACCUCACACUUCCCAACAUACCCUGUACUUCCAAGAUGCCGGUCUUGGCGAAGUUGAAGAGAUUGAAGAUGAUGAAGAUCCGAUUUUUGUUAUGACAGAUGAAUGGAGGGAGUUCUUUGCAAAAUCUGAAGCCAAAAGAAGAGAAGCUAAAAAGCUAGCCAAGAAACAGGGGAAGACCUAGAGGAGCAACAUGAAAGUUGGAAGGCAACAGCAGUUAUAUGUUUUGUCAUGGCAAUGGACCUUUUGAUCUUAAGAGGGGCAAAUUGGUGAUAUUCUGCCCGUUCAAAACUCUGCUACAAGUUGCAAGACAAUAUGUUUAAUUUUGCUGAUUGACAAUUGGUCCCAUUUUUGCUGCGGGAACAGUUCUUGUAAAUCCUUUUAGUUGUCUGUAAUUGUGGAUCAUAUGCUAGAAUGAAAGUUCAAAUACAUAUAGUUUUUUGGUGGAUCAAUUUUGAAAGUUAGUAUGUUUGCAUAUUGCAAUGAAUAUGAAAUUCGCAA